GAGCCGCUUCGGGCAGCGCGCACCGCAACGGUCGAAUUUCAAAAGGAAGGUGGGUGUGUUCGUCGUCUUCUGUGGUGGUUGUCUGCAUAUGAAGGUCGAGCGCCCCUGUCGCGGGCAUGUCGGAACACACAUCUGCAGUGGUCACGUGCGAGGGCGGCUGCAGAGGUGAAUUUCAUGGCUGACGUGCGGAGGAGAUUGCCUCUGCUGGUACUCGCUGUCGUUGUCUUCCUGAUUGUCGUCUUCCUCUACGUGUGUUUUUCGUGGCGGUCGUGGAAACAACAACGCAAGAGGAGGGCUUCGACGAGACGGGCGGCAGGCGAACGUCUAAUGGCGGGCAUGCAGGCACGACCGGCUUCUGCCGCAGGUCAGGGAGGAGUUCGAUCUUCUGCGGCGGAGCCUCGAAGGCGGUACGACCCGUCCAUGUACACCCAUCUGGAGUCGUGGGACACGCCAUUGCCCCCGUCGGACGAGGAGCCAGAGAAGGAAGAACUUUCGACGUUGCCUCUCGCUAGCGGCUCGACUCAGUUGUGGUCGCAGACGGUGCGAGCAGACGGGUCGGCUCUCGACGGAGGGGGCGAGUUCACGUCAUUGCUCCAUCAAGGCUUGCGGGACGACGACGGCGGAGGAGUUGAUCUGAGACGAAGGGAUGAGGGAAGACGUGGAAGCGACGACAACGACGUUCCAAUUCGGCCUUUGGGGAAGACGGCUGGGAGGGGGAAAGGACGCGGCAGAGGUGGUGUCCGUGGUCGAUCCGUUGGCCGUGGAGGCAGAGGUGGCAUAAGUGACGACGCCGGGAAGUCUCCGACGUACUGGUCUGCAGAAGACCAAAUUCUCCUGGUGCGAUGCAAGCAGGAGCAAGAUAUGCACCUCGUCGGCUUGUCUCACAAUUACGGGCGGAUGAAGACGAAAGAGUGGAAUUGGGAGGACAUGUCGAAGCGGAUGGCGAAUGCGGGGAGACCGACGGACGCUGACGACUGCAUGAAGAAGUGGGACAAUCUGUUCCAGAACUACAAGAAAAUUCAGAGGUUUCAGAAUGCCAGCAGGCGGCCAGAUUUUUUCAGGCUCACGAACGAAGAGAGGAAGGAGCACAACUUCAAGUUCCGGAUGGACAGGGCGCUGUACAACGAGAUCCACGCAGGCAUUGUGGGGAACCACAUGAUUUUCCCUCCCAACGUUGCCGACACUGGCAGUCCGGAUGGGGUGCCGCUGCCCAGGCGAGGAGCGGGUGGCGGGGAGUCUGUUUGUAGUGAGGCGGCCGGUGAAGGCUGCCCUGACGAGCGUUCUUCUGCGAGGGAGUCUGACAGCAACGUAGGCAGCGGGGCGGGAGGCGGGAAGCGGAAGAACGCGCGUCAACAGGCAUUCGAGUCCAUCUCCGAUGUCAUGGAACGCCAUGGCGCACUGAUGUCGUCGACGAUCGAAUCGUCUAGCAAGCGGCAAUGCAGCAUCUCCACGAGGCAAUGCGACAUAUUGGAGCAGGAAGUUGCCAUCCAAAAAGCGCACUAUGCGGCGUCCGAUGAGACACAGCGGAUGAUUUGCCAAGCACUGUUCGAGAUCGCUGCCGCCAUCCGUGGUCGAUCGGCCAUGUAGGCCAUUACGUACUAUGUUGAUCAAAGUUGGUUCUUUGCCGUCAUCAUGGAGUUCUUUAUUUUUUUUAUCGGUUGUGAAUUGCAUGAUGUUGCCAUUGGCGAUGCUCGUGGACGGCUGCCACGGAAGCAAUGCCAAGUAGUUGACGGACAAUCAAGGGCAGCGAGAGGG
Molecule: messenger RNA, 1755 nt
Organism: Chara braunii
Lineage: Eukaryota; Viridiplantae; Streptophyta; Charophyceae; Charales; Characeae
Source: the annotation of a GenBank genome assembly